GCGUGCCGUCAGCUCGCCGGGCACCGCGGCCUCGCCCUCGCCCUCCGCCCCUGCGCCUGCACCGCGUAGACCGACCCCCCCCCAGCGCGCCCACCCGGUAGAGGACCCCCGCCCGUGCCCCGACCGGUCCCCGCCUUUUUGUAAAACUUAAAGCGGGCGCAGCAUUAACGCUUCCCGCCCCGGUGACCUCUCAGGGGUCUCCCCGCCAAAGGUGCUCCGCCGCUAAGGAACAUGGCGAAGGUGGAGCAGGUCCUGAGCCUCGAGCCGCAGCACGAGCUCAAAUUCCGAGGUCCCUUCACCGAUGUUGUCACCACCAACCUAAAGCUUGGCAACCCGACAGACCGAAAUGUGUGUUUUAAGGUGAAGACUACAGCACCACGUAGGUACUGUGUGAGGCCCAACAGCGGAAUCAUCGAUGCAGGGGCCUCAAUUAAUGUAUCUGUGAUGUUACAGCCUUUCGAUUAUGAUCCCAAUGAGAAAAGUAAACACAAGUUUAUGGUUCAGUCUAUGUUUGCUCCAACUGACACUUCAGAUAUGGAAGCAGUAUGGAAGGAGGCAAAACCGGAAGACCUUAUGGAUUCAAAACUUAGAUGUGUGUUUGAAUUGCCAGCAGAGAAUGAUAAACCACAUGAUGUAGAAAUAAAUAAAAUUAUAUCCACAACUGCAUCAAAGACAGAAACACCAAUAGUGUCUAAGUCUCUGAGUUCUUCUUUGGAUGACACCGAAGUUAAGAAGGUUAUGGAAGAAUGUAAGAGGCUGCAAGGUGAAGUUCAGAGGCUACGGGAGGAGAACAAGCAGUUCAAGGAAGAAGAUGGACUGCGGAUGAGGAAGACAGUGCAGAGCAACAGCCCCAUUUCAGCAUUAGCCCCAACUGGGAAGGAAGAAGGCCUUAGCACCCGGCUCUUGGCUCUGGUGGUUUUGUUCUUUAUCGUUGGUGUAAUUAUUGGGAAGAUUGCCUUGUAGAGGUAGCAUGCACAGGAUGGUAAAUUGGAUUGGUGGAUCCACCAUAUCAUGGGAUUUAAAUUUAUCAUAACCAUGUGUAAAAAGAAAUUAAUGUAUGAUGACAUCUCACAGGUCUUGCCUUUAAAUUACCCCUCCCUGCACACACAUACACAGAUACACACACACAAAUAUAAUGUAACGAUCUUUUAGAAAGUUAAAAAUGUAUAGUAACUGAUUGAGGGGGAAAAGAAUGAUCUUUAUUAAUGACAAGGGAAACCAUGAGUAAUGCCACAAUGGCAUAUUGUAAAUGUCAUUUUAAACAUUGGUAGGCCUUGGUACAUGAUGCUGGAUUACCUCUCUUAAAAUGACACCCUUCCUCGCCUGUUGGUGCUGGCCCUUGGGGAGCUGGAGCCCAGCAUGCUGGGGAGUGCGGUCAGCUCCACACAGUAGUCCCCACGUGGCCCACUCCCGGCCCAGGCUGCUUUCCGUGUCUUCAGUUCUGUCCAAGCCAUCAGCUCCUUGGGACUGAUGAACAGAGUCAGAAGCCCAAAGGAAUUGCACUGUGGCAGCAUCAGACGUACUCGUCAUAAGUGAGAGGCGUGUGUUGACUGAUUGACCCAGCGCUUUGGAAAUAAAUGGCAGUGCUUUGUUCACUUAAAGGGACCAAGCUAAAUUUGUAUUGGUUCAUGUAGUGAAGUCAAACUGUUAUUCAGAGAUGUUUAAUGCAUAUUUAACUUAUUUAAUGUAUUUCAUCUCAUGUUUUCUUAUUGUCACAAGAGUACAGUUAAUGCUGCGUGCUGCUGAACUCUGUUGGGUGAACUGGUAUUGCUGCUGGAGGGCUGUGGGCUCCUCUGUCUCUGGAGAGUCUGGUCAUGUGGAGGUGGGGUUUAUUGGGAUGCUGGAGAAGAGCUGCCAGGAAGUGUUUUUUCUGGGUCAGUAAAUAACAACUGUCAUAGGGAGGGAAAUUCUCAGUAGUGACAGUCAACUCUAGGUUACCUUUUUUAAUGAAGAGUAGUCAGUCUUCUAGAUUGUUCUUAUACCACCUCUCAACCAUUACUCACACUUCCAGCGCCCAGGUCCAAGUCUGAGCCUGACCUCCCCUUGGGGACCUAGCCUGGAGUCAGGACAAAUGGAUCGGGCUGCAGAGGGUUAGAAGCGAGGGCACCAGCAGUUGUGGGUGGGGAGCAAGGGAAGAGAGAAACUCUUCAGCGAAUCCUUCUAGUACUAGUUGAGAGUUUGACUGUGAAUUAAUUUUAUGCCAUAAAAGACCAACCCAGUUCUGUUUGACUAUGUAGCAUCUUGAAAAGAAAAAUUAUAAUAAAGCCCCAAAAUUAAGAAUUCUUUUGUCAUUUUGUCACAUUUGCUCUAUGGGGGGAAUUAUUAUUUUAUCAUUUUUAUUAUUUUGCCAUUGGAAGGUUAACUUUAAAAUGAGCCCUAUCACUGAGAAAUACGUGUUUCAUGAUUUAACUCUGUGUGUGUGUGUGUGUGUGUGUGUGUGUGUGUGUGUAUUUUUUUUUUGGUUGUCUUCAGCUGACAGUAUGAAAAAUGAAACUGCUGAAAAAGCUGAGCACCUGGUCACCCUUGGCCUUCCAUUGCUUUGGCCUUCAGUAAAAAGCAGCCUCCCUUCUAGGUCAGGGAACCAUGCCAUUGAGACUAGUAACGGGCGUUCUGGGCACAGUCCCACUGUGCACAGGUUUGAGAGGACAAGUUCAUCAGAAGGAAGGCAGUCCUUAGAAGUCACAUACGUUGAGCCACGUUGCUCCUAAGCCUGGCUCUGUCAAGCUGGGUCAGGGGCCUUGAAACUGGAGAAGUGGAAGUCUAUGGUUGGUCUGAGUAAGUAACUUCCUGUCUUCAUGAAAAAAGUUGACUUUGAAUCCCAGGUACUCACAGAAAUGGUGAACAGACUUAGUUGUUACCCAGGCACCCAUGGAUUGUGUUGAGUGUGCAGACAGGGAGGCCACCCCAAUAGGAAUUCGUCUCCAGGAUUUUUCCCAUGUGUCCCCCAGUACUUAUAAAAGGGAGUGAAAAGACCGAGCUGUAAGGCAUGUGCCUUCUGCCACCUGACUUUCCGUGAGGGGACUAAAAUUUACUAAUUGUAGUUGCUGCAGCCAGUUAAGUCCUGUAGCUUCCAGGCCCUCAUGUCUUUGAUAGGAGAGUGCUUAGGUGGUCCCCAACAGUGCCUAGGGGUACAGUACAGUCCCAUUACACUAGAGCAGGGCUCUAUUUAUUUUUAAAGGAUAUGGCCGUGUGUUUUGAUAAAACUUUAUUCACAAAAACAGCCGGGUCAUGGGAUUUGGCUUGUGAGUCUGUAACAGUUCUUAAAAAGAAUAUCUGAGAAACUACUCUGUUUUAGACCUUUGAAGGUGAUUUAGAGUUUUGUGUACAUCUAGGAGAAGGUGUUCAGCUUCUCAGAGGAUGUGGACAUUUUGGUUGCAGCUAAAAAUCAGUCUCUGAAGUCUCUCUCCCUUCUAGAGGUUAGGACUUGGUGAACAUGUUUGUGGGCCUUUUGACUGAGUGGCAGAAGGAAACUGCUCAGGAAGAGAAACAGGUGACUGAUGGGAAGGUUGAUUAUUUUCUCAGUCAUCCUGGCAGCCAAAAAUGUGCCAGGAAAAGAAAGAAUGUGGAGCACGCGUGGCUCCUGGAGGACUUGGAGAUGCAUGCACAUUUAGGGUGUUUUCCCUAGAAUUACAUAAUGAAAAAAAGAAUAAGGCAAAGAGGAGGUGAAUAUGGGGCCUGUCACAACGGCCUGCCCUGCCCCAAGAGGGUUAAGAGUCAGAUAAUCGGGACGAAACUGGCAUGGAAAGAGCGAGCCUAGGGAGGAUGCCGCUGGGCAGUGUGCAUGGGGGAGCUGCUGCCAGGCUGCCCUCCAGUCUGCUCCUGUGGUUACUGGCUCCACAGCACCUCAGAGAGGGCGGCCCUGGCUUCAGAAAUGCCAGCCAUAGUGCUCACAAAUGCAGAAGAGAUGGAAGCGGUGACAGAAUCCUGAAAGUUUUUAUUGAUUGAAGUUUUAAAUUGGUAACUUAAGCUUCCUUGGCACGAUACAAAAUACCUCUUAAAGACAGCAGGCUUUUUUAUUUGUAGGUGUGAGGAACUGGCUUUAACUUUUUUCUCCUCCUAGUUUGCAUGUUUUCCUUCUCUCGUCUUCUGAACUGCUGGCACCAGCAGUAAUACAUACUGAUAAAAUCAAAAUUGAUUUUUACCAGUGGCCAGUUUAUGGCUAGAGAGACGACUUAUACCUCCAUAACACAGAAGGGGGAAAAAUGAAGAACCUCCAGUGAUCCGUGAAAACCUAAACGCUUUCAAACAAAUCCCAGGAACAGAAUUGCUAUCGAAAGAUAUCAUUGCCCAGUUUGCAGGCUAUGUUGAGUCAGAUAGAACUGAAUGUAGUGAGAGCUCAGAGCUACAGAGCCUUUCAGAUGAAUUUGAAAACAGACUCUGUGUGUGUGUGCAUGUGUGCAUGUGUGCAUGUGUGGCAUAUGUGCCGUAUGUCAGUAGCUUGACAGUUUUCAAAUCGUGCCUAUAUUUUUUUGCAUACACAAAUUUUUGUGUUUGCAAACUCAGAAUCCAUGCCAAAAUACAAUGUUAUAUGUCAUUUUCAGCUCCUUCUCUAAAGGAAUGGCCCAUUUCUCAUUGUAGUUUGAGAAAUACAUGUAUGAAGAGAUAGGGGUCUUGGGCUUCCCAGUGUCACUUUGAACACCUGAAUAACAUUUAACUCCUGAGACCUUCUCGGUGUAGAGGCCACUGCUUCCCCCUGCUGGAGAUGGCAUUUCAUUGAAGGGCCUCUCGUGGCUUUCCCUGCCCCCGGCUGUCUGGCCUGAAGAAGGAGAAAGAACCAAACUGAACUAUGAAAAGUUACCACUCUGAGGAGACCUCUCUUAAUUAACACUUGGGGCCAUGUUUGCUGUUGUUGAGAAGGAGUGUUCUCAAAGAUGAGCUGGAAUGGAAUUGUAUUUAGAAAGGCCCCUGCAAAGUAUAUAGAUGGAUGACUCUAGUUCAUGACAUACAAAUCCCAUAAGGCCAACGACCACUCUUCUGGAACACCAAGAGCAGCUCUGAGAUCAUGCUGGCCCUACGCGAAUUGAGUUUCUGUGGCCUAAUUGGAUUUGGAGAACGCCUUCCCUGGCCCCUUUUCCUCAGACAGAUCUGCUCUGAUAGGAACCUUUUCAAGAAAGUUACUGUUGUUUCAAUGCCACUCCUUACCUGUAUAGAACAUUUCCAAUACAUUCGCUCAUUGAACUUAAUCCUUGCAACUGUGACUGGGGGGUAGAUGGCUCUGUUUGCAUACGAAGAAAUAAAGGCUCCAGGAGGUUAAAUCGGGCAACUUUUUAGAACUAAAUCAGUCUCUGUAAGGCCUACAUUGCUAAGAUACCAUUUCAGCUCUGAAAAUCUGCUUCAGGGAAGUGAGUGGAUGAGGCCUUCCUGCCUCAGCUACUCUGCCCGUCUGUACAUCUUUUGUGUCUGCCUCCGUACCUUAUUCAGUUAUUUUCACACUAAAGUAAGUAGAAUUAAGACUGUAGUUCAGAUGCUUUUUCUUUUUCUGUUGGAAACUGAACACACUACAGACAGUGAAAAAAGGUACAUAUUCCAUUUUCUCAUUGCCUGAAGAUCUCUGCUGAUGCUCCUGGAGAAUGACUUUGGGGGCUUUAGAAAGAAUAUUGCCAGUCCGUCUCGGCAAGGAGAUGAUGGGAGCGCUUUAUAUGGAGGCUUUACAUGACUUGUAAAUUAAAUGUGAAUGAGGGCAGUUGAUUAAAAUUGGUAUUACAGAAGGGCCCUGCUGAGGUUUGAAAACAGCUGAGCUGCUGAUGUCUCAGGCCUUUCCCUGAAUUAGCACUGCGGUUCUCCAGGAUAUCAGCAAAGAGGGCAAGUAAUAGAAGCCCCUGAUAAGGAGCGUCAGCCGACAGGCAAGCUUGGGAGGCUGUGGGAAUGGGUCUGCCCCCAGCUUCACAGACCUCUUCCUCCAGCCUCUGAAUCCCAUUAGCCACAGCCUAGAACAUUAGCUGAGCUGCACAAGCUCACCCACCCCUGUGCCAGGGGGCCCUGACCUCCCUCCAUGCCAUGUUUUUGGCUGUAUCUACGGCACUUAACAAUAGGGGCUUUUUAUUUUCAUUACAGAGAUAUUUUGAAAAAUUUAAAAGACAUGAACUCACAUAAACAGUUAUGGAUGAUAGUUAAAAGAGAAACGGGUGGAGGUGGAUGAGAGGUUGUCUUCAUGAAUAUAAUUACUUGAGAUUUUUUUUUCUUAAUGGAAUUAGUUUAUUAGAAAAUGUCUGUGUUAAAUCCGUAGAAAAGGAAGAAAAGUGUAGCAACAAAAAUGUAGCCAUUAUCUAACUUGCCAUAAAUAUUUGCAGUUAUGAUACCUUGGAAUGUUGCCACGAUAUGGAUUGCUUUGAUUAAAAGAUGUCAGUUGAAUAAAACAGUACUGUGGGAGAAUCGCUUUCUGCUGCUAGAUAAAUGCUGAUGUUUAUUUUUAAACCAGGAAACAUUGAUCCUGUAACAAUGCCCGAUUACAAUUGCUUUAUUACACCCCAGGGCUGAUGGAGAUGUAAUCACUUGGCUAAUGGAUGUGGGUGCAGGACAGAUGCUCGCUUGCUGGCCUGCUUUCCUGCUUGCAUUCUGAUGAGCUGCAGGAGUGCGCCUGGCCUUCUGCAGGUGGAGCUGCUGUCAGAGCUUCGUUUCACUGAUACCCAAAGCCAUGUCUGACUGAAAUAAAACAGGUUCCCUUUUUUUUUCCCUUUGGAAAAUGCCAACUAAGGGAGACUAAUCAGAUAUCUUAACACAAUUUCAUCCAGGCUUAGUGCUAACAAGAUUGCGGGGCUUUUUAGGGUUUAAGAAGAUGAGAAAUGAGUGUGCACGUUUCACACGUUGACUUGCCGGUUUUUCCAUGUCAUACAAAAAAGUCCUGGCUGUUUCUCCGAACUGGCUGCCUGCAUUCCCGUCUUUCUUUUGUUUUUAAGAAAUAGACUGAAUUCAGCUGUUAAUCCUCUAGUACAGUAUCCAUGUUAAAAUGUUUUUCCAUUGCAUCUUUUAUGUGAAUUCAAAGGUCAGAAUUUAUUGUCUGUGAUAUUGAGACCAUGUGUACAAGAACUACUUUUUGCUUUUCAUCAUUCACUCCUUAGCAAACGUUUCGUAAGUACCCUCUGUCUGUUUGCUACUAUAUGAGGUGCUGCGAAAUUAGUGGGCGUGGCUUUUUAUAUUUUUCAUUCGUGUGUAGCCUAAGUAAGGUGACUCAAGAUGAUACACCGAGAGAAAAAUGCAAAAUAUAUUUGGUUCUCAUUUCUGUUGCUGUCGUUUCCUUUUUAAAGACGAUUUAUCAACUGCUGCCAUUUGGAACUUCCUAUAAGAAACUAAAAAUGAUCUAUUUCAGUGUUCCUUUCGCCUUUCCUCUGCUUUCUGAAUAAAUGGUUUCAGUAACCCAUGCUGUUCUCUCCCUAUUCUACGUCUUUCUCCCUAUGUUGAAAAAAGAUUCCCACAGUUUCUGAUGUGUGUGUUUAUAGUCUUCAAUGUAUGUUAACAUGUUAGGAACUGAGUAUCUUAAGAGAUGUCUUAGAAUGCUUUAGUUUUCAUAAUUUGUCCUUUAUGUAUUUUUCAUUGUAUUUGCUGUUUUGACAUGGAAGUAAUUUAAAAAGUUGGUGCAGGAAAGGACUCUUUACUGUUGCACAUUUUGGUUUUCUGAUAUGUAAUAAAUUCAUGGCUUGGCAGCUGACAUGAUGUUUCCCAGAGAGAAGGAGAUGUAUUUCUGCAGGGUCCAGACCAAAAGAGCCAUUUACAGCAUGUUCUCCCAUGUUCCAUUAUCAGCCUGAUGAAACCUGCCCUGCCAAGGCAUAAACUUUUGUACUAGCUGUCUCCAUAUUAUGUUCAAUAAAUUCUGUGCUCUGAAUAUAUUUAAA
Molecule: messenger RNA, 7829 nt
Organism: Homo sapiens (human)
Lineage: Eukaryota; Metazoa; Chordata; Mammalia; Primates; Hominidae
Gene: VAPB
Product: VAMP associated protein B and C
Exons: 6
Coding region: 232-963 (243 amino acids)
Biological process (GO): viral release from host cell; cholesterol transport; COPII-coated vesicle budding
Cellular component (GO): glutamatergic synapse; presynapse; endoplasmic reticulum
Molecular function (GO): microtubule binding; FFAT motif binding
Source: RefSeq, marked reviewed